AUGCUAUCAAAAUCAGAAAAGAAUGUCGACCUCUUGGCAGGAAACAUGAGUAAUUUGAGUUUUGAUGGACACGAAACGCCUAGAACCUCUGGACUAUUUAAUUCUAACCAAAACUAUACGAAGAGGAGGAUGAGGCCCACUGGUAUUAAUGAUUCGCCUUCUCCAGUGAAAUCAUCCAUUUAUUCAUAUGAAGAUAACUCUAACAUGGAGAUCGAUGAAACAUCUCAGCCUGAUAUGGAUGUCACAAACUCUCCAAAAAAACUUCCUCCAAAAUUCUACGAAAGAGCCGCCUCAAAUAAAACGCAAAGAGUUGUUAGUGUUUGCAAAAUGUACUUUCUAGAAUAUUAUUGUGAUAUGUUUGACUAUGUAAUUAGUAGAAGACAGCGUACCAAACAAGUGCUGGAUUAUUUGCAACAGCAAAACCAACUUCAAAAUUCGGAUCAGACAAAGCUAAAUGAGGAAUGGUCCUCAUACUUACAAAGGGAGCAUCAAGUUCUUAGAAAAAGAAGAUUGAAACCAAAAAAUAGGGAUUUUGAAAUGAUCACACAAGUCGGUCAAGGUGGUUAUGGGCAAGUUUAUUUAGCUAGAAAGAAAGAUACAAAAGAAGUGUGUGCCUUAAAGAUUUUGAAUAAAAAAUUAUUGUUCAAACUCAACGAGACAAAACACGUUUUAACUGAAAGAGACAUUUUGACCACUACAAGAUCUGAAUGGUUAGUAAAACUCCUAUAUGCAUUCCAAGACUUACAAAGUUUAUAUCUCGCCAUGGAGUUUGUACCAGGGGGUGAUUUUCGUACAUUAUUAAUAAAUACUAGGUGUUUGAAGAGCGGUCAUGCCAGAUUUUAUAUUAGCGAAAUGUUUUGUGCUGUGAACGCGUUGCAUGAUCUAGGUUAUACACAUAGGGAUUUAAAACCAGAGAACUUUUUAAUUGACGCCAAGGGGCAUAUAAAAUUAACAGAUUUUGGUUUAGCUGCUGGAACGAUUUCUAAUGAAAGAAUCGAAAGUAUGAAAAUAAGGUUAGAAAAAAUCAAGGAUCUAGAAUUUCCAGCUUUUACAGAAAAAUCUAUAGAAGACAGAAGGAAAAUGUAUAACCAACUGAGGGAAAAGGAAGUUAACUAUGCCAAUUCAAUGGUUGGAUCUCCGGAUUACAUGGCACUAGAAGUUUUAGAAGGAAAGAAGUACGACUUUACCGUGGACUAUUGGUCGUUAGGUUGCAUGCUGUUCGAAAGUCUGGUUGGUUAUACACCGUUUAGCGGAUCAUCGACCAACGAGACGUACGACAACUUAAGACGCUGGAAACAAACUUUAAGAAGGCCGAGACAAUCAGAUGGGAGGGCAGCAUUUUCUGACAGAACUUGGGAUUUAAUAACCAGAUUGAUUGCUGAUCCAAUCAAUCGAUUGAGAUCUUUUGAACACGUUAAACGUAUGCAGUACUUUGCAGAUAUAAACUUCAGUACUUUGAGGUCAAUGAUUCCGCCUUUUACACCUCAACUAGAUAGCGAAACUGACGCAGGUUAUUUUGAUGAUUUCACUAGUGAAGCUGACAUGGCCAAAUAUGCUGAUGUCUUCAAGAGACAAGACAAAUUAACUGCUAUGGUGGAUGACUCGGCAGUAUCCUCAAAGCUUGUUGGGUUUACUUUUAGGCAUAGAAAUGGUAAGCAAGGUUCCAGUGGAAUCUUAUUUAAUGGAUUAGAACACUCAGACCCAUUCUCAACCUUCUAUUAA
Saccharomyces mikatae IFO 1815 is the source of this 1722-nucleotide messenger RNA. RefSeq names its product serine/threonine-protein kinase DBF2 (gene DBF2). Gene Ontology annotation, molecular function: ATP binding; protein serine/threonine kinase activity. Lineage: Eukaryota; Fungi; Ascomycota; Saccharomycetes; Saccharomycetales; Saccharomycetaceae. Bases 1 to 1722 code for a protein of 573 amino acids. Gene Ontology annotation, biological process: peptidyl-serine phosphorylation; intracellular signal transduction. The transcript has a single exon. Gene Ontology annotation, cellular component: spindle pole body. The record is from RefSeq and is a predicted model, not a curated record.